Molecule: messenger RNA, 1251 nt
Organism: Penicillium canariense
Lineage: Eukaryota; Fungi; Ascomycota; Eurotiomycetes; Eurotiales; Aspergillaceae
Exons: 2
Coding region: 1-1251 (416 amino acids)
Biological process (GO): pyrimidine nucleotide import into mitochondrion
Cellular component (GO): mitochondrion
Molecular function (GO): pyrimidine nucleotide transmembrane transporter activity
Source: RefSeq, a predicted model, not a curated record
AUGCGCUCCGACGGCAGCGGCAGCACUGGAGCUGCCAGUACAACCGCCGAUCAGGCUCAAAGCUUUCAUCUAAACAAUGCUGCUCCGCCCGCUCCACACGUGCCCGUCACCGAUGCGUUGCCGAAAUCCGAUUUCACCACUCGCCUCGAGAUUUUCGCGACCAAGAUUCCGAACUGGUACAUCGCUCCAUUUUGUGGAGCUAGCGCAGGCGUUGCUUCUGGCAUCGUGACCUGCCCCCUCGAUGUCAUCAAGACCAAGCUGCAGGCCCAAGGUGGCUUUGCCCGACGAGGAGGACCAGCCAUGGAGACAAAGGCCCUAUACCGGGGAAUGCUGGGUACGGGCAAGAUGAUCUUCCGCGAGGAUGGUAUUCGCGGACUGUAUCAGGGACUCGGCCCUAUGGUGCUGGGAUAUCUCCCCACUUGGGCAGUUUACCUGGCAGUGUAUGACCGCACACGAGAAUAUUUCUAUGAACAUACCGACAACUGGUGGCUAUCCCGCGGCUAUGCUUCUGUCACCGCCGGAGCCUGCUCGACGAUUGUCACCAACCCUAUCUGGGUCAUCAAGACAAGGCUCAUGUCGCAGAGUCUCAAACAGAACAGCGAAGGAGUCCGAGCCCCCUGGCAAUACUCUAGCACAUGGGAUGCUGCCCGCAAAAUGUAUCAGAUUGAGGGCAUUCGUUCAUUCUACUCCGGCCUCACACCCGCUCUUCUGGGGCUGACUCAUGUCGCCAUCCAAUUUCCUCUCUACGAAUAUCUAAAGAUGGCACUUACUGGAUACGGUAUCGGAGAGCAUCCCGACACGGGCAGCUCUCACUGGGUCGGAAUUUCCGUUGCCACGUUUCUGAGCAAGAUUUGUGCAAGCACCAUCACCUACCCCCAUGAAGUACUACGGACGCGGCUGCAAACACAGCAGCGCACAGCACCCGCACAAUCGCCAGAAGAAAUUUCUUUCAGGGGCGGCUUGAACCACCCUCAUGACCGUGGCCGGCCACCCAUGGUCUCAUCGUCUGACGGCAUGCCCAAUCGCCCUCGGUACCGUGGAAUCAUCCGCACAUGCCAGACUAUCCUCCACGAAGAGGGCUGGCGUGCAUUCUAUUCCGGGAUCGGCACAAACCUGUUCCGGGCCGUCCCGGCUGCCAUGACGACUAUGCUUACUUAUGAGUACCUCCGCAAGCUUAUUCACGGCUACCAGCACGAAGGACAGCUGAAGCUCAAAAGGGCGGAGGCUCAAGCCGCAGGCGAGCCGAUAUGA